Molecule: messenger RNA, 381 nt
Organism: Leptosia nina
Lineage: Eukaryota; Metazoa; Arthropoda; Insecta; Lepidoptera; Pieridae
Source: the annotation of a GenBank genome assembly
AUGGCCAAAUAUAUAGCUCAAAUUAUUGUGCUAGGUGCACAGGUCGUGGGUAAAGCCUUUGCAAGGGCUUUGAAACAAGAGAUUGCUGCAUCUCAAGAAGCAGCCAAGAGAGCUGGUGGUGGACCCCAGGGGGCGAAAAGAGCUGCGGCAAAUGCUUCAUCAGGCCUUACUUUAGAAGAGGCUAUGCAAAUCCUUAACAUAGACAAAAUAGAUCCCGAAAAACUGAAAAACAACUAUGAACAUUUGUUUUCCGUAAAUGAAAAGGCUAAAGGUGGUUCCUUUUAUCUCCAAUCUAAGAUAGUAAGAGCAAAAGAGAGGUUAGACAUUGAAAUAAAGGACAAACAGUCUUCAGAUACCCAAAAACAGGCAAAUCCAUCAUGA